Catharus ustulatus (Swainson's thrush) is the source of this 1047-nucleotide messenger RNA. RefSeq names its product transforming growth factor alpha (gene TGFA). Gene Ontology annotation, biological process: epidermal growth factor receptor signaling pathway; positive regulation of mitotic nuclear division; positive regulation of cell population proliferation. NCBI's taxonomy places the organism in Eukaryota, Metazoa, Chordata, Aves, Passeriformes, Turdidae. Bases 27 to 494 code for a protein of 155 amino acids. The record is from RefSeq and is a predicted model, not a curated record. The transcript has 6 exons.
CCCGCUCGCUCCGGUGCAGCCCCGCCAUGGCGGGCGGCCCGGCCGCGCUCGCCCUCGGUGUCCUGCUGGCCGCGUGCCACGCCCUGGACAACACCACGGCUGCCCAGAACGCUCCGGUGGCGGCGGCGGUGAGGUCGCACUUCAACGAGUGCCCCGACUCGCACAGCCAGUUCUGCUUCCACGGCACCUGCCGCUUCCUGGUGCAGGAGGACAAACCCGCCUGCGUGUGUCACUCGGGGUACGUGGGGACACGCUGUGAGCACGCUGACCUGCUGGCCGUGGUGGCAGCCAAUCAGAAGAAGCAGACGAUCACGGCCCUGCUCGUGGUGGCCGUGGUGGCCUCGGCACUGCUCGUCACCGUCUGUGUCCUGCUCCACUGCUGCCACCUGCGGAAGCGCUGCCCUGGGUGGUGCCGCGAGCACGGAGCCGGCCAGGAGAAACCGGGGGGGCUGCUCAAGGGGGGCUCCUGCUGCCACAGCGAGACAGGUGUGUGACAGACCCGGGAGCACCUGGGGACCCCCAGGAUCGGCCCCUCCCCCCUGCUCUGCUUCAGAUCCUUUUUGGGGCCUUUUCCCCUUUUCUGGCGUUUUCCUGGGAUUUUUUCCUUGGCUUUGGGGGCGUUUUCCCGGGAUUUUCCCCCCUUCCCAAAUAUUUGGGUUUUAAACCAAAACCCCUGCCAGGAUGGGGCUUUAUUUUUCUAUAGAGAAAAAAAAAAAACAAAAAAACAAAACCUCAGCCCCAGCUCGUUUUUGGGGACAAAUCCCAGCUUUUGAUGAAUAAUAAAUGAAUUUAAAUCCCAGGAAACCUCCUCAGGCUGGAGCUCCAACCUCUGGCACAGCCUUAAUUUCCCCUUAGUCCUCCUCAUAACCAACCCAGAGCUUUUCCCUCUGUUUUGGGGUUGUUUUGGGUUUUUUUGGGUUUUUUUUUAAGUCAUGGUUACUCUCAUGUCUUCUGUAUAUGUUGCACUGAAAGUUAAUAUUUAAUGUUUUAAUUUAUUUCGCGUGGUUUAAAUUAAUUUUGAUUCCUAUAAAGAUGUUCUUGUCACGG